Equus caballus (horse) is the source of this 945-nucleotide messenger RNA. The record is from RefSeq and is a predicted model, not a curated record. Lineage: Eukaryota; Metazoa; Chordata; Mammalia; Perissodactyla; Equidae.
AUGGAGAACAACACAGAAGUGACUGAGUUCAUCCUGCUGGGACUAACCAAUGCCCCAGAACUGCAGGUUCCUCUCUGUAUCAUUUUCACUUUCAUUUAUCUCACUAAUGUACUUGGAAAUCUAGGGAUGAUCCUGUUGAUUCUCUUGGACUCUUGUCUCCACACUCCCAUGUACUUUUUCCUCAGUAACUUGUCUCUGGCGGACAUUUGUUACUCUACAGCUGUCACUCCCAAGAUGAUGGCUGGGUUUCUUUUAGGUGACAAGGUCAUCUCCUACAAUGCAUGUGCUGCUCAGAUGUUCUUUUUUGCAGUCUUUGCCACUGUGGAAAGUUACCUCUUGGCCUCUAUGGCCUGUGACCGCUAUGCAGCAGUGUGUAAACCCCUACAUUAUAGCACCAUGAUGACAACAAGUAUGUGUACACGUCUGGCCAUAGGCUCCUAUAUAUGUGGUUUCCUGAAUGCCUCUAUCCAUGUUGGGGAUGUAUUCAGUCUUUCUUUCUGUAAGUCCAAUAUGGUCCCUCACUUUUUCUGUGAUGUUCCAGCUCUCAUGGCCCUCUCUUGCUCUUACAGACAUGUUAGUGAGCUGAUCCUUGCUCUUCUGGAAAGCUUCAACAUCUUUUUCGCUCUCCUGGUAAUCUUGAUUUCCUACCUGUUCAUAUUUGUCACCAUCCUAAAGAUGCCCUCAGUAGAAGGAUACAUGAAGGCUUUAUCCACCUGUGCUUCUCACCUCACUGCAGUCUCCAUCUUCUAUGGGACAGUCAUCUUCAUGUACUUACAGCCUAGCUCCAGUCAUUCCAUGGACACAGACAAAAUUGCAUCUGUGUUCUAUACAAUGAUCAUCCCUAUGCUAAAUCCCAUGGUCUACAGCCUGAGGAACAAAGAGGUCAAGAGUGCUUUCAAGAAGGCUGUUGAGAAGGCAAAAUUGUCUCUAGGCUUCAGAUCUUAA